AUGAUAGCAAAGCGAAGUCGCCCCGUCAAUGAUGGCGAUUUUGUAAAAGAAUGCAUAGAAAUUGCCGCUAAGAAGAUAUGUCCAGAAGCAUCAAAAAAGUUUGAGAAAAUUCAACUGAAUCGUAUGACUAUGCAAAGACGAAUAAUAUCUUUGUCAGGUAAUAUUGCGGAACAGUUAAUUGAAAAAUCCAAGAUCAUUGAAUUUUUUUCAUUAGCACUCGACGAAUCCACUGAUAUUAGUUCCACAGUUCAACUUCUCAUAUUCAUACGAGGUGUUACUUAA
Molecule: messenger RNA, 282 nt
Organism: Diabrotica balteata
Lineage: Eukaryota; Metazoa; Arthropoda; Insecta; Coleoptera; Chrysomelidae
Source: the annotation of a GenBank genome assembly